Messenger RNA from Balaenoptera musculus (blue whale), 849 nucleotides. Its product is annotated as serine/threonine-protein phosphatase 2A regulatory subunit B'' subunit gamma-like. NCBI's taxonomy places the organism in Eukaryota, Metazoa, Chordata, Mammalia, Artiodactyla, Balaenopteridae. Gene Ontology annotation, biological process: B cell homeostasis; T cell homeostasis; cortical cytoskeleton organization. Gene Ontology annotation, cellular component: centrosome; spindle. The record is from RefSeq and is a predicted model, not a curated record.
AUGGACUGGAAAGAAAUUCUCCGCCGGCAGAUAGCGGCGCCCAACACCAGUCCAAAACUGCCAGCUGAAGAUGAAGUCUUACUACAGAAAUUAAGAGAAGACUCCAGAGACGUCUUUCUGCAAAGGAAAAGCAGGGAACCGUUAGAUAAUGAAGAAUUACAGAACUUAAGGUUUUUGCUGGACAGGCACCAGACACCACCCAUGACUGGAGAGGAAGCAAUGAUUAAUUAUGAAAAUUUUUUAAAGGUUGGUGAAAAAGCUGGACAAAAGUGCAAGCAAUUUUUCACAGCAAAAGUCUUUGCUAAACUCCUUCAUACAGAUUAUUAUGGAAGAAUUUCCAACAUGCAGUUCUUUAAUUAUGUCAUGAGAAAAGUUUGGCUUCAUCAAACAAGAAUAGGCCUCAGUUUAUAUGAUGUUGCUGGACAGGGGUAUCUUCGGGAAUCUGAUUUAGAAAACUACAUAUUGGAACUUAUCCCUGCUUUGCCACAAUUAGAUGGGCUGGAAAAAUCUUUUUACUCCUUUUAUGUAUGUACAGCAGUUAGGAAGUUCUUCUUCUUUUUAGACCCUCUAAGAACAGGGAAGAUAAAAAUUCAAGAUAUUUUAGCAUGCAGCUUCCUAGAUGAUUUAUUGGAGUUAAGGGAUGAGGAACUGUCCAAGGAGAGUCAAGAAACAAAUUGGUUUUCUGCUCCUUCUGCCCUACGGGUGUAUGGCCAGUAUUUGAAUCUUGAUAAGGACCACAAUGGCAUGCUCAGUAAAGAAGAAUUCUCCCGCUAUGGAAUGGCAACCAUGACCAAUGUCUUCUUAGACCAUGUUUUCCAGGAGUGUCUCACUUACGAUGGAGAAAUGUGA